This is a messenger RNA of Thlaspi arvense, 555 nucleotides long. Lineage: Eukaryota; Viridiplantae; Streptophyta; Magnoliopsida; Brassicales; Brassicaceae. The record is from the annotation of a GenBank genome assembly.
AUGAAAAUGGUCGGAAGGAUCUUUCUCCUUUUUCUCUCCGUCUCCGUCACUGUGGUCAUCGCCGGAAAUGGUACACCACCAACAUUCACCGAGAAAGGCAAAGCCUUAGCCGAGAAACUCUGCGAGAAAUCCGAAGACAAAGCGUUUUGCGUUGCGAGUCUAACGUCGCGUCCCGAAGCAAACACCGCAACCGCGCCGAAACUCGGCGUGAUCGCGUUGAGCAUCGCGUCCACAAACGCUUCCGACACGUCUUUCUACAUCAAAGCUAAGCUAAAACAGAAGAACCUCGAACCGGCUUUAGAAGACACGCUCGACGAUUGUUCCAAGAAUUACUUGGACGCGGUCGCACAGCUCGACGAUUCUCUCGCCGCUUUGCUCGCGAAUUCGUACAUCGACGUCGAUAUUUGGCUCAACACGGCGAUUAGCGACGGCGAGGCUUGUGAGAGCGCUUUGAGCGAACGUGCCGGGAACGAUGCUGAGCUUGCUCGUAGAAACACAAACUUCUUGAAGCUUUGCAAGGACGCUCUUCUCAUCAACACCAUUCUAACUCCAUAA